Molecule: messenger RNA, 6713 nt
Organism: Vollenhovia emeryi
Lineage: Eukaryota; Metazoa; Arthropoda; Insecta; Hymenoptera; Formicidae
Exons: 10
Coding region: 113-5095 (1660 amino acids)
Biological process (GO): negative regulation of protein kinase activity; protein dephosphorylation
Molecular function (GO): protein serine/threonine phosphatase activity; cation binding
Source: RefSeq, a predicted model, not a curated record
GCACGGGCGGAACGGAGCGAAACGCAGCGGGAGCAGAGCGGAGCGGCGUGGCGUCGCGCGUUGGCUCCUCGUGGCGGCACGUGCGUUGACGAGCAGCGUUCACGCAGCGACAAUGGCCGCGGAUUGCGUCGCGGACGGCGACUACCUCGGCGAGUACUCGCGGUUCUUCGCAGAGUUCGUCGCCAGGGUGAACCCGGACGAUCAGCUGCCGGUGAAGGUGAGCGUGUACGACGUCGGCGAGGGCGAGCUCGUCGGUGAGAUCAUCAACGUGACUCUACAGUACCUCAAUCGAAUAUACUGUCCACCAAGCUUGCAAUCUUACAUCACACGUCUCGUGAUACAAGCGAUCAAAUCAACAUGCAAGAAACAACCGGAAAUCUGCGGGCUGCGGCAGCAAGAAAAGACGUACGCGCCUUUGAAACUCAUGCAAGCCGUUACGAACGAAGUGAACGAGAUCUGCAGACGGUAUUUAGAUAACAGCAGACUGGCCCUUCUGCCACCGCCUUCGUCCACGCCGCAGGUGACAGUGGGUGCUAUUAGAAAUGCCAGAAGAAAGAUGGAGGAUCGCCACAUGAUCCUGCACGAUUUAAACACCAUGUUUAAUAUUCAGGAUGACACUAUUGUGGAUUAUUACGCCGUGUUCGACGGCCACGGCGGACAGGACGCCGCGGCGUACUGCGCGACGCAUCUGCAUCAAUAUUUGGUCGAGAGCGUGCACUAUCCUACAGAUCCGGAGAGUGCGCUGCGCGAUGCCUUCCUAACUACCGACGCACAAUUCAUAGCGAAAUCGAGUACGCAGAAAUUAAAUGGCGGCUCCACCGCGAUUUGCGCGUUGCUGAUAAAUAAGAAGUUGUACAUCGCCUGGGUCGGUGACUCCAUGGCUUCGCUGGUUACGUGCGGCAACGUGAAACAAUUGGUGAAUCCACAUCGACCCACGAGAGAAGACGAGAGCGAACGGAUUCGCAGUCUGGGAGGAGUCAUCGUCCAUUGUAUGGGUGUGUUGCGAGUAAACGGAUUCCUCAGUAUAUCCCGAGCCAUUGGCGAUGUCCCGUAUAAACCGUACAUCAGCGGCGAGCCCGAGGUCCGGUGUGUGCCUCUCGAUGGUACCGAGGAUUUUCUCAUAAUCGCCUGCGACGGAUUGUGGGACUACGUGGACCAGAGAACCGCGGCUCUCCGCGUCUACCGGCAGGUGCUGCAGAAUCCCUACGAUCUGAAGCACGUGCACCAGGCUCUGCUGCAGAGUGCUAAGCGCGCGGGCUCCCUGGACAAUAUCACCGUGAUCGUGGUGUUCCUGACGCCGCCGAUCGAGAUCGCCGCGCGCUCGAAUCCGCUCCCGACGCAUCAAGCACCGAAUGGUCUAUUACUGAACAACAUGGAUCCGAACAAUCCGAUCCCGUCGAAUCACGACCAGUUCGACGUAAAGCCCGCCUGCAUCAAGCCCGACUUCGACAUGGACCUGCUUCUGAAAAACAAUACCGUCUGCGAGGUGGCCAGGAACGGCAAGCACCGGGACGACGACGACGACGAGUACGAUUACGGUCCGGAGACGGACGUGGACGCCGGCGAGGAUGUGCACGACAACAAUUACCCCCUCGCCGCGACGUCGUCGCUCGAGCCGACCCCCGAGGCCGACGAGUCGCCGUCGCCGGUGGCGGCCGACGACGACAAGAGGAACGACAACGAUUAUUCCAACCGCGACAAUGCCAACGUCUGCCCGGUGGACUCGGUAGUUGGCGACGGCGACGUGGACAAUCGUGUCCGUUCGAGUGACAGAGACGUUCGCGGCGCGGACGACGAAACCCCGCGCGACCACGGUGACGGCGACACGCGUGUCGAGACUGCUGCCACGCAUACCGUCGUGGACGAUGACGAUGAGUCGCCACCCUCGCCGCGAGCUGCUAACCCUCUUCAGCAAGCGCUGAUCGUGGCGGAUAAUGUAGCGGACAGCGAGGAUUCCGAGGACGAGUGGGAUUACUAUCGUGUCGAUCCGAACAAGCAGCAGGGAUCCGCAGCGGCAGCUGUCGCGGCAGACGAGUCCCGCAAAGACAUCGAGGCGCAAAGUGCACAGGAGAAUCCCGAGUCCGUCGCAAAGGAUAGCUCGGAAGUCGAAUCUCCGGAAGCAGCGAACGAUAUUAAAUGCGAAGAAUUGCUGAACACCUCCUUGCAUGAGCUUAUCGACUACAACAUAAGCUACAAAGAAAAUUCGAGCGAGUCGGAGAAGGAGCAGGUUCUCCUAGAUCUACAGGAAGAUAAAGAACAGGAUAAUAUGGAUUUCCAAUUGAAUCCGGAGGCGGCCGAGUUUGUGCCGAAUUUACCAUCGCCGCCGUUACUGAACGCCAGGGAUAUAUUGCAGGAUUUUGCCAUUAGCGGCUCUCCCCUGAAACAGGCACCGACGAUGGAUGAUAUUUCUAUACCAAGCCAGAGCGAGUUCGACAAGGAGGUGUGUUACCGACCGAAGGAAAUAGGCGAAGAAUUCUCGCAUGGCGGAGUUGCAGAUCUGCCGAACAACACUUCGCAAAAUAUGGACGUAUCCGAGAUCUCGUCCACCAAGGCCGAAAUGGGCGACGACGAAUCUAUGAUGCAUGCCAUGUCUACCUCGCAAUGGCAGAGUAAUCUCUCGUCUCAAUGGAAUGAAAAGCCGGGCGACGAUGCGGGAUCCGACUUGGACGAGAACGACAUUGUCACCAAGGAUAAUCCCAUGACUAUGUCGCUCGCUCCCGGCAACUUUAUGGCGGUGUUCGAAAAGGAUGUCGAUCUGAACGCCGUACACAUGUUGGACGACAGUUCGGACGGUGCUGAACAGGCGAACACGCCGCCGCGUUCGCCCGAGCCGUAUGCAAACGAUCGCGCGCACACACCCCUCUUGGAGGAGAAGGCCGCGACCGAUGUCUUACGCGCGUCAACGCCGCAGCCGUCGGACGAAAACUCCGUGUCCACUGUGAGCUCUGAGAUUAGCUCCGAAACGAAGGCCUCUUCCCUCUCAGCGACAAUGCCCGAAAAGGAGAGUGAUUUGUUUUUAACUGCUCCAACAAAUCCAUUCAGUUCGCUUGCGAAGAACACAAUUCAUAAUAUGCCAGGGAUAGACGUGGAAGGAUAUUAUUCCUCCUCUGAUGAGUUGCAAGUGAAGGAUGAUUGCUCAACGCAGUUUGAAAAACCCAUAGAAGAAGCUCACGAGGAGAGUGCAAAAUUAACCGAGGGGGACAAAGAAGAAGAGAAAGAAAAGUUAUGUAAACUUGAAGAUGAUAAAGACAUUUUCACUACGAAUCCAGCAGAACAGUCGUUGCGGAACUAUUCGGAUAUAAUACAAGAGGACAGUAUACAGACGGAGUCCGAAAUGCCGAAAACUCUUCCAGAUUCAACGAAUUAUUCAAAUUUUAAUGACGAAAUACAGGACUCAAAACAGCAUAUCCUGCAGCAGCCAUUCGAAAAGAUGCAUCCAGAAACGGUGUAUCGCGAUAAUUUCUCCUCUGAAAUUGUCUACGAAAAAGUGGACGUUUUUCAACAGAAAAGUGCCGAUGCCGCGUUUACGUUCGAGGAUGAUGCUUGUUUCUUUAAAGAUAGAAGAGAGAAUGAAAAGUUGUUCGAUACAGACAAAGAUGAUGACAUUAAACCGGACAGUACAACUAAUUCAAACUUAUCUGACCCAACGCACAAAUCAGUGGAGGACGAGCUACAACAUAAAAACCAGAUGUUCGAUGGACACGUGCCGAUAGAAGCCGCAACGCUGAUCGACAAGCCAACCGAGCAAGAACAAGCAGAGACAAAAGCUGUAGAAUUUGCACUGAUUAACGUUGCUGAAGAAAAAGUCGUUUCCGAAGGUAUUCCUUUAAAAGAAGAAGAAAAUGAACCGCGGGAGACUGCAAGAGCAUCACCGGAAGGUGCCACAACGCUAGACAAAUCGAAAGAAGCAACGGGAAUCACAAACGCAUCAGUGGGAGCCGUUGUCGUUGCAACGGUGGCGGCCGCUGCCAUUGCGGGUACGGCCAAGGCGAAGACGCCGACAAGUGCGAAACGUCCAAUGAAAACUACGACGUCGAGAGCAACAGCGGUGUCGACAACGAAAACUCUAACGAAAUCGACGCCAACCUCGCCCUCCAAAACGAUCAGCGCGGCCACGCGAGCAACUACGACAUCAGCAGCGCAAACGGUCGCGAAAAAAUCCGCUACGAGUACCGCGACUCGUCCCAAGCAGUUAGACGGAUCAGCCAAAGCGGCGGUCUCGAGCCCCAGCGCUAGAUCCACAGUUACGAAGACAGCAACGUCCAAAGUCGCGACAACAGCAGCGACGAGAACCAGCACUUCCCCGCGUGUGAGCUCUGGCGCAGCGAAACCAAAAACUACCACUACCACCUUGUCGAAGGUGAACAAUGGAGCACCGAUCGAGAAGAAAACGACGAUGAGCGGUGACGCCAAGUCCAUUAGCAAACCUGCCAGCGCGAAGCCAACGAGCGCCACUCUCAGAACAACAGUCACCAGUACGACCGCGAGAACUGCGUUAGUCAAAACAACGUCAACGACCGCGAAAACGUCGGCGCCCAGUGCAACGUUGAAACCAAGACCCGCGUCCGCGACUACGGCUGCUAGGGCCACAACAACGACGACGAAGCAGUCGCUGGGCGGCGUUAACGGCACGUCGAGACCUAGAACCGCGCCGACUUCCGGCGGCGCAACCAGGCCGCGCGAAAUCGCCGGUAAAACAAGCACGAUCGCGGCCACUAAAUCGCCGUUGAUCGAUAAGCAGAGCAAAGAGACGGUGAACAAGCAAAUCUCCCGUUCUGGAGCAUCGGCGCCCAGGCUGGGUGGUCGCGCCACCGUGCCCACCGGCGCCACGAAGGCGCGCACGUCUGGGAAAUCGUCGACCGGGAGCGCUUCCGCGACCUCGCCGACGAAGAGGACUCUGACGUCGAAGACCGCGUCGAAGAGCACGUCUGCCGUGACAAAGCGAGUGUCCCCGAGUGAGGCCAAGGUGGUGCAGAAUGGAAUUCUCAAGGAGGACAUGAUCAUAACAGCGACGAGCAAGCCCGAGGACGACGUACCGCGGAAGGACGCGUCGCCGGUGAACGUGCCGACCGAUAAUCAGCUGAUCGCCGAUUGAACGGUCGAUCGGUAAGCUGCGAACUGUCCGCCGCUUCGCGACAACACACGUCGGCCUAGGGAUUGCGCGUCGUCACGGGUUUACGUGAACCGGCACAUAGGUUUCUCCUCCUUAUUAUUGUUUAACGGACAGAGCACGACCGCGCGCGUCCGCUGGAGUAGUGUUUAGGGUGACAUAAACAUGUAUGUUGAACCAAAAAAAUUUUUUUUAUCGUUCUUACGUGAAUGCAUACAUAUGUGACAGAGAUAUUCAUCCAUCGGCGAGAGCAAGGCAUACCCUAAACAUUGCUUUCGACAACUGCUGCCUUAUCGUAAUAAGGAUCGAUAGUCUUGUUAUGUAAAUAUAAUUCGGAUGCGUUUUCAUGCGUCAUUACUUUCAACUGAUCCGUGGGCCCGAGAUUGUCUGGGAGAGAGAGAGAAAGGAAGAGAGUGCCUCGUGACGGCCUGAAGAUAGACUUUCAACUUCGAUACGGCAGUACGUUAAUCUUAAACUUUUAACGAAACUCGGAUAAAAUAUAUGGAUUUUUUACAAUUUUUUAAUUUUAUAUACGCAUUAUAAUUGAUAACGAUUGCUCGCGACCCAAUUUUACUUGAAUGACAUACGAAAAACACAUGGAAAGGAGAAGAGGGAAGCGUAUAUUUAUUCUUGUUUGUUCCUAUUUUUGAAGUUGAAUUCAUUGCGAGAUAUAUAUGGACUCGUAAUCAUGAUAAUAUAAUGCUAUCUAAUCUAUGUGUACAGCACCCCUAAUGGUUUAAUGUGAUACCUUACAGUACUAUUAAAUAAAUUCGAACGAUACACAAGAGGAGCCAGAAAGAAUACAUUUGCAUAUGUAUUUGAGCGGAGAAAGAGAAGACGAGCGGAAUCCAAAGGUUCAGCGAGAAAGAAUAAGAUUCAAGAGAAUUGGAGGAAAAACAAAAUACCGUUUCUUUUUGCGGAUAUGAUAUCACGGUCUUUUUAGAAUUUCUCUAAACGUUUGGAUGCCGCUUUUCGCACUUCUCGACGCACUUUUCAGCGUCAAUGAUCGUCGCGUGCGAGCGCGUUUAAGGCUUUUGUACACCGCACAAAUCUCAAUUUCUUUCCUCCUGCGUUCGACGCUUACACUGUUAGAGCACGCGCUCGGACCGACGGCGUUCAAUACUGCAGAAAUUUCGGUCGAAGACUGUUUCCUUCCUUUUUUUUAUUUUUAUUCUGCUUGAUCGUGAAAUGUUAUCUUUUUCGUCUGAUUUUAUCGGAACCGAGACAUGCCCGCGAUGGUCUCUAAAUGCGCAGAACGAUGCUCGUUAAACGAGCGCUCCCGCGAGCACGACGAGAUCGAGGAUUAAAAAGAUCGGCGAGUCUUUUUAAGACGAAUACGUUUUACGCAGAUGAGAAAACGCAGCAAGUCCUGUGUGUAAGGGACUCGCGAUGCCGAUCACGCACAAUAUUCGAUAUGAUAUUGCAUUAAAAUGCGGCUUCGUAUCAAGGAGAGAGAGAGCAUAGCUUAGCGUUUCACACGCGCGUUUCGUAUACAUGUAAUUCCGAUUUUCCUGUGUACGCGUAUUUGUCACCAUUUUAUUCUUCUCUUUUUUUUCUCAGAAUUCAUAACUGAAUAAAUAAAUAUUACGUUUGAACGGUGUUA